UUCUGGCCAUGUUUUUUUCCUAGCUUAGCUGACGAGCAACAGAAAAAGGAUCGCUCGCUCGAAGGGUUUUCACUUUCCGCCUCAUCAACAUGCCUCGCGUUUACAUAGGACGACUUGGCUAUCAUGUCCGUGAAAAAGACGUCCAGCGUUUUUUCGGCAGUUUCGGCAAGCUCUUGGAAGUCGAUUUAAAGAACGGUUACGGUUUCGUGGAGUUCGAGGACAACAGAGACGCGGACGAUGCCGUUUACGAGUUGAACGGGAAGGAUCUGUGCGGCGAUAGGGUGAUCGUCGAGCAUGCACGCGGGCCUCGGCGGGACCGGGAUAGCUUCGGUGGGGGUCACUGGGGUGAUAGUCGCAGUGGUGGCUACAACAGCCGGAGCCGCCCGGGCAGAGACAAGUACGGACCUCCCGUUCGUACUGAGUAUCGUCUGAUUGUGGAAAACUUGUCGAGCCGUUGCAGUUGGCAGGACCUGAAGGAUUUCAUGCGUCAGGCAGGCGAGGUCACCUACGCCGACGCCCACAAGGAGCGCACUAAUGAGGGAGUGAUUGAGUUCCGCAACCAGUCUGAUAUGAAGCGCGCUAUGGACAAGUUGGACGGGACGGACAUCAACGGGAGGAAGAUUCGUCUGGUGCCGGACUGGCCUCGCAGGCGAAGGUCCUAUUCUGGCAGCCGUUCCAGGUCUCGAAGCCGCCGUCGUUCCCGCAGCAGGAGCCGCAGGAGCUCCAGGAGUCGCUCAAGAUCCAAAUCUCGGUCCGGGUCGCCCAGCAACAAGAGAUCCAAAUCAGGCGGGAGCAAGUCUCGUUCUCGCAACCGCAAAUCCCACUCACGCUCCAAAUCCAAAUCCCCAUCCCGUUCCCCCGAGCGCAAAUCCAAGUCCCGCUCAAAGAGUCACUCCAAAGUGAAGUCGGAGCGCGAUUCCCGUUCUCGCUCCAAGGAGAAGGCCGAUGAGAAGUCCCGCAGUCGCUCGGGCUCCCCCAUGGAGAAUGGUAACGAAGAGCGGGUGGCCAAAUCCGCAUCCCGUUCCCCUUCCCCGCGUGAGGACGACCGCCGUUCCCAGUCCAGGGAGGGGCGCUCGGCCUCUCGUUCAAGAUCACGUUCGCGAUCUAGAUCGGCUUCUCAGGAUUAGUACAGAACUUCACAUCGAGUGCCAGUCUUUUGCUGUAUAUAGCGAGUAAUUCUGGUUUGUGCUUUCUGGAUUGUUCACAUUGGGCCCAAAUUUUUUUCCCCCUUUACCUCACCACAGUAAGAAAGAUUACCAUAAUUAAUUGCUGGGUCCUGCACAUUUAAUUGGCUUCAAAAUAGAUGUUCAAACAAUGUAUCUUUGUACGUUUUGAUUUUUCAGGUUUGUGCUUCUUUUAUGCAUUGGGUUCUCUCCUAAACAUCUGAUCUUAAAUGGUCUCUUGUCAAAGUUUAUGUACAUAAUGGUCUCAUCAGAAUUACAAUACUGAAGUAUCACA
This is a messenger RNA of Corythoichthys intestinalis (scribbled pipefish), 1458 nucleotides long. RefSeq names its product serine/arginine-rich splicing factor 6-like. The record is from RefSeq and is a predicted model, not a curated record. Gene Ontology annotation, molecular function: mRNA binding. Lineage: Eukaryota; Metazoa; Chordata; Actinopteri; Syngnathiformes; Syngnathidae. Gene Ontology annotation, cellular component: cytoplasm; nucleus. The transcript is spliced from 6 exons. Bases 90 to 1127 code for a protein of 345 amino acids.